AUGGAAAUGUUAUGUGAAAAAUUUUACCUGCAAAACAACACUUGUUUACCACUUGAUGAUUUGUUGAAUUUUACAUCGAAAAUUAUCAGUAGCCCAAUUUAUGAUAUCAUCUUGUUUAAAUAUCUUCAUCAAUUAUUCUAUAAAGUUCUACUAUCAAAUAGUAUCGACGAUAAAAUUUGUGUAAUUGAAUUCAUUUCUUUUGUCAUAUUGAAGAAAAAACCAAGACCAAUAUUGGGAAAUGAAUUGGAAAAGAUCCAGAAAUAUUCUUUGGAUUUUGGUGAAAAUAAUCAAAUGGUCAUUGAAAAUUUAUGUCAAAUGAUAAAAUGCAACAAAAGCGAUAAUCUUCAAAUAGUGUAUUCUUGUCUAACAAUUUUGUCCAGUAUCGUUAAAUUCAAUUCCAUCUGUGAUGAUGAUUUUAUCCAUGAAAAUAUUGUCAAUAUCAUUGAAUCACCAUUGUCACGAUCGUUUCAAUUUGAAGAUUCGAAUAUUUAUGCUGAAUUAUUGUAUGAAACAAUAAUUUUUGCCAUUCUAAAUUCACAUCAAAAUUCACCAAUUACAAGAUUUAAUUUAAAAAUGUUCACUACGUUUCUAAGUGCAAAUCCCAAUUGUACACGAGUCUUACAAGCAUUGGAUUUAUUCGUUAGUUACAAUAAAUCUACCACAUCAAAAGAUUUCCGCCAAGAAUUGAAUGCUGAAUUUUCGAAUCUUUAUCCAUUACUUGAACAUAAUCUUUCGUCGCCACGCCGAUUGAAUCGUCUGGUUUGUCUCCAUCUGUUGACAUUGUUUGAUUGUUUAUCUGUGCCCAUCACUGAAGAAAAUCCUAAAGCUAUUUCUGUGUUUCAAAUAUGUUUGAAUGCAGAAUUUGUACCAGUUGAUCUGGAAAACUAUCGAGAACGUUUGCGAUUAAUUUGGAAAUUGGAUUCAACUUAUAUAUCGCUGUAUCUACCGCAACCAUUGGACGAUAUUAAAUUCGAUAUGGCACCUGUUUGUUUUCUUUUUGGAACUUUGUAUGAAAAUUUAAGUGUAUUAUGGAAACCAAUCGUAGAAGUUAUCGAAACUUAUGCCAAACAAAAUUCGGAUAAACCGAAUAGAUUUCUAGAAGUUUUGUUUAAUCAUUUUCGACAAAUUUUAGUACUUAUCAAAGCAUCUCGAUUGAAAUCGGAUUGUUUAUGGAGUUCAAGAACGAAAAUUGCAAUUGAAUUUAUCGAAAAAUCAAACAUUUUUGCCCUGGAUCAUUUGAAUCAUCGAUUGUGGUUGCUGAAGUGUUUUGAACGAUUCCCAAAUCUUAUCGAACGAAAGAAUGCCGAAUUUGUUGAUCUUUUUUUCCGAUUUUUAUCCGAAGAAUUUGAUGAUCAUUAUAUUUGUCGUACUAAUAGCCGUGAAAAUAUUUCUUCCAACACUUCAUCUGACAUGAGUGGCGAAAACAAAUCGUUGAGAAAAAUGGAAAAUUCCAAAAUGACUUGGAAGACAUUUUUUGCUUUUCUGGAUGUGUUUGAAAAAUUCAAAAAUCCAAAAGCCAUACAUAAAGAACCUCAAUUGAAUCAAAUUUAUCUAGAUCUUUUGUCAUCACCAAAUUCACAAUGUCAAAAACAUGCAUUCAAUUGUCUACUAACAUAUAACCAAUCACAUUUGACCAAAUAUCGUGAAAAUUUUUUACAAUUAAUCGAUGAUAAAUCCUUUGUUUCGGAGAUAAAUUCAUUCAUGUUUCGUGAAAAUGUUGAUGAUAAUGUUAUUGUUGUUGAAGAUCGGCCAAAAGUUGUACCAGUGUUUCUACGAAUCCUUAUCGGUAAAAUGAUUGCUUCGGCCGGCACUAAAACACAUGGUAAAAGCAAAGUCGAUUUUGUUCGUUCAUUGAUCAUGAAGAUUUUAUCGAAUUUUAACGCUGACCAACAGAUAAUGUUUAUGGAUUUUGUUUAUGCAUCAAUAAAUCCAUUAUUGCAAACUGAUUAUUGUGAUUUAUUGGAAAAAAUCAACAAAGAAUUUGUCAACGUUGAAUCAUUCAUUCCAUUCAAACAUUUUCAAUCAUUUAUAACGACUUUGGAAUUUUUGAUGAAACAUUUUGGCAAUCGAUCUACCAUGGUCAUGCAAUACAUGUUUAAAAUUUUAUUGAUUUGUUCAUCAAUUUGUUCACAACUUUUAUCUAUUCAAAAUCGUUCAAAAAUCAAAGAAUAUAUUGUCGAUCAAUUGAAAAUAUUCCGUACUAAUUGUUUCAAAGUGGCUGAAUAUUUUUUCAACAAUUUUCUAACUUAUCCAUUUGAACCGAUUGAAAUUGAUUUACUAUUCGAAUCAUUGAUUCGACCACUUGUUGGAAAUAUUUCUACCGAAAGUCAAAAUUAUCCCUCACCAUUGUUACGAUUGUUCAAUGUUUGGAGUGAAAAUCCACGUUAUUUUAUUUUAUUAAUCAAACAUUUUGAUUCAGAAAAAGAUUCAACACCACUCGUGUCAAUUAUACAAUUAUUCAAGAAUCCAAAACUAUCACAAAUGACCAUUGGAUUUAUUGUGAAAUUGAUUGAAAAUCUAUUGAUUGCUGAUGAACCAAUCACACGAUUAAAUAUUAACAAUUUUGACCACCUGAUUCCAAGUGGUGAACAAUCUAUCAAUUUUGGUUCCUUGAUAUUGAUACCACACAUCAAAGAUAUUAUCGAACGGAUAAAAUUAAAUUAUCAUUCGAAAAGUAAUCCAAAAUUUUCAUUACAAGAAAUCAAUAUAUUGGCACGUCUUAGUCUUCAUGUGACCGAUGCUAUGGAUUCACAUACAAUCAUGAUGUUAUUGAUUCGAUCAAUAUCUCGUAAAAAACGACCUGAAGAAGAUAAGGAGAUUUUCAUUCUUAAAAUAUUAUCUCAUCUAUCACAGAAUUUAUCUGACGAAAGUUUUGAAAUUAUUCUCAAUUCAUCUUAUGAUCUUUUCACUUUGGUACAGAAACCGAUGCCAAGAAAAGAAUUGACCAGCAACUAUCUAUUGAAUUUGAGCAAAAAUAAUGAAUCCUUCAUACCAUUUGCUCAAAUGAUUAGUGAUCUGAAUUCUUUCAAUCCAAAAUAUCCUGAAGAACCAGAUUAUGAUUGUAGAAUUUCUGCAUUCAAUAAAAUUAACAAUUAUAUAGAUAGUAUAUGCGAAAAUCCAACCAGAUUAUCAUCAACACAGCUUAAAUUUAUUGAUUUAUUACUACUGAAUUGUGCAUUCUUUCUCAAUACAUUCGAUGAUCUGAGCAUACGAGAAUCAUCAUCUGCAGUCAUAAUGAAAAUUACAUUAUUAUUCAGAAUUCAUCCUUUAACCGAUUUAUACAAUAAAUAUGUCAUCGAUAUGAUAUUAUUGAAAAUCAUUCCGGAUGGAAUUCGAAAUCCAAAAGAAUCAGCUUCAAUUGAAUUUAUAGGCAUAUUGGUGGACAUUAUUCGUACACCUUCUUCAUCAUCAUCAUCAUCUUUGUUGAAUAACAUUUAUAUUGAUCAAUUACUAUCAUUAUGUAAUAAUGAUGAUGAAGAACUAGAUUUUUGGCAAAACAUUCGCCACAUUCAAUUACAUCGUCGUGCCCGUGCAUUGAAUCGUUUGUUACAGAAUAAAUCAUUACUUGAAUCGCUUUCUAGCUGUGUUUAUUCGAAUUUUUUAAUACCAAUUGUUGAGAAUCAAAUCAUCUAUUCAUCAUCUUCUUCUGGUGGUGGCCAACAAACAAAUGUUGGAUUAUUUAACACUUCUGUUGAAUCAUUGGCAACAUUUUUACAAUAUUGUUCAUGGUCCAAAUAUGAUGCCAUAUUAUCUCGACAUGUGAAUAAUUUAUUAUCACCAUUACCACCACCACCACCACCGUCAACGACAACAUCAGCAGCAGCAGCAACAUUGGCAAACAAAAAGAAUGUCGUUGAUCCAAAAAUUUCAAUCAAAAUUAUAUCAGCUUUAUUGGAAAAAUUUUCAUUUCUAAAACCAGAACAUGUUUCACAUAUUGAAAAAUCAUUAAUGUCAAAUGAUUUUGAACGUAUUACAUUGGAAUAUAAUCAUCAAAAUGAUUAUCGUCGUGGUAAAUCAUUUCGAAAAUCAUUAUCUACGAAGAAAAAAAUGUCGAAUCAUAAUAAUAAUAAAAAAAAUGACAAUAAAGAACGAAUAAAGUUAAACUCUUCGAAAAAAUGUGGCAACGGCAAAGAUCAAAACGGCGACGACGACGACGACAUGAAAAAUGAAUCAUUUGAUGCAAUUAUUACCACUCCCAAUAAUGUUGAUCAUGGUGAUGAUAAGAUGAUGACGGGUUCGGAAAAUUUUUCAAACGAUAAAUGCAACAACAUUGUCGAUGAUGAUAAUGAUGAUCAUGAUGAUCAUAAUGAUGACAAGAAUGGCGAUAACAUUAUUGCUAACAACAAAAACGACAUCGAUAUUCUUUAUUACAAGAAAAUUUAUGAUUCUCUUUGUAGAAAAUUAUUACCAAUGUUGCACAGAUGUUUACAUCAACAAUCACGUAUGGAAAAUGUUCAUGAUGUGAACAAAUUUGUUGAUGAUGAUGAUGAUGAUGAUCAUAUACAAACUAUACCACUAUCAUUGGCGAUUGUUAAACUAUUAAAACAUGUACAACUGGAUCAACGUGUUUUUCUAGCCAAUUUGAAUAGUAUCAUAUUACGAUUAUGUCAAUUUUUGCAAUCAAAAGCACAUAGUAUACGUGAAUUGGCACGUAAAACAUUGGCACAGAUUCUUGAUGUAAUUGGACCGAAAUAUUUUGCCAAUAUUUUUAAUGAAAUGAAAAUUUUACUAUCCAGAGGUUAUCAACGACAUGUUUUCAUAUAUACAGUGCAUGUACUUUUACAGCGAAUCAUAACGAAAUUGAAUGGUGGUGAUUUAGACAGUUGUAUGGUGGAUUUAAUUCAUGCAUGUCAUGAAGAAUUGUUUGGAUCAUUAUCAGAAGAAAAAGAAAUCUCACAAAUUGUAACGAAAACCAAAGAGGCUAAAAAAAUUAAAGCAUAUGAUAUAUAUGAAAUUAUAGCAAGAUCUACAUCAGAAUCAUCAUUACGAUCAUUGAUUGAACCAUUGAAAACAUUGUUGUUUGAUACAAAUGAUCAUAGAAAGAUGCAAAAAAUUGAAAAAGCAUUUCAUCGUAUUGGAUGUGGAUUAGUUCAUAAUGAACAUGUGUCUAUUGAAAUGUUGUUAAAAUUUUUGAAUGAAAUUUUUAUUUCAUCUUCAUUUAUCAAUUUUCAAUCGGAAAUGAAUGAUAACAACAAUGAUGAUGAUGGCAUGAUCAAUAGUAGCAAAAAACAACGAUUAAUGGUCGAUAGUUGCUUUAUAAUACCGGAAAAAUCAUUACGUCGUGUAAAUCAAUUAUCGAAAAUAAAUUCCCAUUCUCAUUGGCAUGUGGUAUUGAAUUUUGCUCUUGAAUGUUAUCUAUACAUACUCAAACAUAAUAAAUCAAUCAAAUCAUUUGGUUAUCAUGACAUUUUGAAUGAAACAUUGGGACAUUUAGAAAUGUUUUUACGAAAAUCAAAUGAUUUAAAAGUCAUAUCAUCAACAUUGAAUUGUUUAUUGUUAAUGUUGACAAAAUUCACCGACAUUGUUUCAUUUGAUCAACAUGCUGAAUCGAUAAUAUCACAAUUGUUUUUAUUAUUACAAAAAUAUUCUGGACUUGUUAACGAUGAUAAUCAACAAAUGACAACAUUGUGUUUCAAAACAAUUACACAUUUUGUCAAUAUUCGUUCUGAUUGUAAACUUUCUGAUCAACAGUUGGCCAUUUUAUUAGCAUAUGCUGAUUAUGAUAUUGAAAACAAUGGUCAAAAUAUUUCCAUUUAUAUUCUACUUAAAUCGAUUAUUGUAAGAAAAUUUAUUUCAAAAGAAGUACAUCAACUAAUGGAACGAUUGAUGGUGAUGGCGAUCAUCACCGAUAUUGAUAAUGUUCGUGAUCAUGCCAUUGAAUUGUAUGUCAAAUAUUUGACUGAUUAUCCUAUCGAUCGUAAUCGUUUGAAAGGAAAACUAAUCAAUUUGGCCAAACAAUUGGAAGUGGAUCAUGUUUCUGGACGUAAAGCGGCCAUUAUUAUGUUGAAAAAUGUGAUACAAAAUUUAUCCUGUGAUAUUUUAAACAUGGUACGUGAUCAAUUAUUUUUCAUACUAGCAUUACGAUUGAUCAAUGAAGAUUUCAUUGAAUGUUUGAAACUUGUUCAUGAAACAAUGGGAAAAUUAUUAAUGAAAAUUGAUGAAGAAAAUGUUGAUAAAUUUUUUGAACAAUUUGUCUUAUCUUGGCUACGAUCUGAUUCAUUAGCAAAACAAACACUUGGUUCAAAAAUGUUAACAUUAUAUUUGGAAAAGGAAAAAUGUGAUUUUGAAAAACGACUGUCCAGUUGUUUGUAUUUGAUUGCCGAACAGCUUGAACCGGACCACUAUGAAUCGUUGAAAUCUGGUGAAAAAACUACCGACAAUAAUGAUUUGGCAAAAGAUGAAGAUAAUCUUUUAUUUCAACAUUUUAAUUUCAUCUUUAAAUUAUUGAAAAUAGAGACGGCAAAAAAUUUAAUCAUGAAAAAUAAAUUUCAAAAUCAUAUGAACAAAAUAUUGACAAAUAUUGUUUCCACAUAUCUUCUUCAUCCACAUGUUUGGAUACGUGGUAUUUGUGUACAAAUUUUUGGCCAAAUAUUUGCCUGGUUUGAUCCAGAAUCAUUUGCACCACAAUCAGGUGUCAGUAUGAAUAUUUUGACAUUUUUUCUAUUCACAAACCCUGAGGACAAAAUGAUCAAUUUAGCUAGAAAAUUUUCGCUUAUAUUUCGUGAUAUUUAUGCCUGUCAAUUUUUGGCCGAACAAUUGAUUAAAAAUCUAAUCUACAUUGCUCGUGUGUUCAUCAUAAUGGACUAUAGUGGUCAUGGUCAUACACUGAAUAAUAAACAAAAUGGUGACGACCACUAUGGCGACGAUAUUGUUGUUGUUGUUGAACAAAUAGAAAAUAAUGAUGAAAAUAGAAAGAAACUUGAAUGGCUGGUGAAAAAAUUACUUUUCGAGACCAAAUUCGAAAUCAAAUAUAGACCAAAUGAAUGUAGAAAACGAAUUUUAUUCAUCAAAUGGUUGGCAGCGGUUUCUUUGAAACUUGGUCACGAACAUUUAAAAGAAUAUUUGCCAAUAUUUCUUCCACCAUUAUGCCGUGAAACAAUUUCAUCGUCAUCAACAUUGGUUUAUAACAAUAAUCGAUCAUCCAUAGGCAAUGAAUAUUCAUCAAUGACUGGUGCUGGUGAUGAUGGUGGUGGUGGUGGUAUUGAUGAAUUAAAGAAUCUAACUAAACAAGUAUUACAAAUGUUUCGUAACAUGGUUGGUAAUGAAUUAUUUAUUGAUCAAUAUAAUCAAUGUAGAAAUCAAAUUUCUCAUCGACGAUUAGAACGACGAAAACAGAGAGCUAUACAGGUGAUUAUUUUUGUCGAAAAAGCCGGAAUUGUUUCCAUAAAUUGAUUAAAAAAAAAAUUUUUUUUCAUUUCAUUUCGAAUCAAACAUAGAUGAUAACCAAUACUGUGGCUGGCGUUAAACGUAAACAACGUAAACAUCAAAAACGUUCACAACAAUUGAAACGUUGUCGUCGUAUUCGUCGU
Messenger RNA from Dermatophagoides farinae (American house dust mite), 7529 nucleotides. NCBI's taxonomy places the organism in Eukaryota, Metazoa, Arthropoda, Arachnida, Sarcoptiformes, Pyroglyphidae. The record is from RefSeq and is a predicted model, not a curated record.